ACAAAGGAUCAAACAAGGUCCAAAAGCCAAUAAACAAGCUCUCUCCUGGCAUGGCCAUGGCAUACGAGCUUGGUCAAAGCCUGCUCUGCAAGCCAUACAGUACUAGUGGCUUAAAAACCAAGUCUUGCUAUGCUAAUAGAAAUGAAAGCAAAGUAAGCAGAGUCCAAAUAAUCCAAACAAAGAAUAAACGAUGCCUUAGAUGCUACACUCCUUACUCCGACCAAGACAACUCCCCCACCGCUUGUUCCUUCCACGGCCACACUACUGGAGAAAGAGGGUUAUUGGCAUUGGCUCCACCGCACCAAGGAAUCGAUGGGGAGUGGAGUGACCGGUCUGGUGUAAUCGUGUACAGAUGGAAUGAGAGGAAUAACAGACCAAACACUGGAAGUGGCAAUUGGAAGAAGAGAUGGAGCUGCUGUGCUGAGUAUGGUGAAGAUGCACCACCUUGUCGGCGAGGUUGGCACGUUUCCUAUGAUGAUGGCUACACAUUGUAUUAAUACUUUUUAACCAUAUUCUUCUAUAUACACAAUCAUAUGAAAGAACAUUAGAUUUUGGUUUGAAACCUUCUUAGCUUUGAUAACCUGAUGUACAUGGUUAAAGCUUCUGCAGUAGCAAAUAAAAAUGCUUUGAAAACAUAAGAAAUAAAGUUCAAUUACAGUUUA
Humulus lupulus (European hop) is the source of this 662-nucleotide messenger RNA. RefSeq lists its product as uncharacterized. The coding region runs from base 51 to 497 and encodes 148 amino acids. The transcript is spliced from 2 exons. The record is from RefSeq and is a predicted model, not a curated record. NCBI's taxonomy places the organism in Eukaryota, Viridiplantae, Streptophyta, Magnoliopsida, Rosales, Cannabaceae.